This is a messenger RNA of Stegodyphus dumicola, 821 nucleotides long. It is a transcript of the gene LSm-4, whose product is annotated as COMM domain containing 5 Like Sm protein 4. The record is from RefSeq and is a predicted model, not a curated record. Gene Ontology annotation, cellular component: nucleus. NCBI's taxonomy places the organism in Eukaryota, Metazoa, Arthropoda, Arachnida, Araneae, Eresidae.
UCCCUCUUUCUUUUCUAACCUUCUGCUGGCAUCAAGUCGAACGUAUUUUCAUAAACAUGGCUUUGGUUCCGAUGUCGUCUGCUGUUGAAAGAACGUUGUUUAUAGGACCGCGAAUACCUAAUCAUGUCAAAUCUUUACCAAAAUAUCUUUCAACAAUAAAAAGGCCAGUGUUUCGUCAACUUGUUAAAUUUGCUGUGUUAGAUUUUGAAGGAAAAAAUAUUAGUCAUGAAAUGUAUCAAUCACUAAAGAAGACUGUUGAUAACAGUAAUAUCGAUACUGCAUAUGGUGCUUUGUAUACACUACUGAAGUGUGCAUUAAGUUUGCCUGAAUCAUCUUUAAAGCAAGAGGUUUUUAGAGAUGAUCUUCGUGAGCUUAAAAUUCCUGAAGAUUAUAUUGAUGAUCUAGCAAGUGUAGUUUAUGGGCCAAGGCGUUGUGAUAUUCUGGUUAACUCUUGCAUCAGUGCACCUCAUAUACCAAAUUUAAAGCGAUUUCGGUGGAGAGUGGAUGUUGCUAUAUCAACAAGUACACUUAAUAGAGUCCUAGAACCUGCUAUUGUUAUGGAGAUAGAACUAAGUGAUGGUAGAAAAGAAACAUUUGAGGUCCAUCCUACACAAUUUCAUCGCUUAAGAUUUGCAGUUGCUACUCUCCUAAAAGAAAUGGAAAACUUAGAAAUGAGAAAUGUUCUCAAACUUUGAAAACGUUCCUGAUUUAGUGUCAGCUUACUGUAGAUAAAAGUUAUAAUGAACUAAGACAAAAGAGAGGAAAAAAAAAGAGACUAAUUUAAAAUGCACUUUUGUAUGAAUAAAAGUAACUAUCAUUUA